AUGCCAGGUCAACGAUCAAUAACCUCUUUUUUCUCAUCACCAAAGCCCAAGCCACCAUUACCUGCUGAAGCAAUUCCUGAAAACAAAACUAGCAACAAAAAGGUUAGAUCUCCACUUCAUAAUAGGAAUGGCUCACCUCCAAGUGAAGAACCUGCUAAAAAGAAAGCUAGAAGGAUUCUGGACAGUGAUAGUGAAGAAGAAGAAAAUGAAGACCAGAAACCAACCAUGAUGGAGUGUGAGGAGAGCAAAGAAGAAGAAGAAGAAGAAAAUGAGAGCAAGGAGGCAGAGGUAGUGGUUGCUUCUCAGAGUGUCGAGAAAGAACAGGUGUCUCCAACGUCUGCUAAGAAAGAUGUCCCUCUCCGAAAGACGGCCCGCAAGCACAUGAGGAAAAGAGAGUCUCCCCCAAAACAAGUAAAGCAGGAGUGUGAUUCUAAAGACCUGGAACAGAAUGAACUAGAAGUGAAGAAAGAGGAAGAGGACAAGAAGAUUGAACAGACUACUUCACAAAUAAAAGAGGUAUGGUUUUAG
This is a messenger RNA of Strongylocentrotus purpuratus (purple sea urchin), 528 nucleotides long. Its product is annotated as histone H3.v1-like. NCBI's taxonomy places the organism in Eukaryota, Metazoa, Echinodermata, Echinoidea, Camarodonta, Strongylocentrotidae. The transcript is spliced from 5 exons. The record is from RefSeq and is a predicted model, not a curated record. The coding region runs from base 1 to 528 and encodes 175 amino acids.